AUGUUGAAGAAAUAUUUGGAGUAUAUGGCAUUGCUUAUAUUGUGUAAAUUUGAUUCAAUUUUUAGGGCUGUACAGAGUGUAAAUGAAGAUGAAAAUCAUUUAAGAAAGCGAUUGAUAUACUCUCUGUUAUUGGAAAUAAAUGAUUUAGUGUGUUCUGUUAUGAAGUUAACGUCAACAUUAGAAAAAUCAACAGGGGAACUUAGAAAUAAAUUCAAUGAGUUUGAGCAAUCAGUGAAAGAUUAUGAUUUUCCCGAAAAUAGCAUCCUAACAAAUGGAAAUUCUUUGCAACCUUCACUAUCAGAAUUACUGGAACUUGCAAAUGAUUCUUGGACAUACUAUGAAGCGUACAUAGGUGAAAUACAAAUUAGUUUACAAAUUGCAAAUUUAACUAAAGAAGCUGAAAUAGAAAAUAUAUUAGAAAUAUUAAAAAGGAAUUUGAAUGACAACGAUAUUGAUGAUUUCAUAGCGAUAACUCAGUUUUGUGAGCAGGUUGAUGUGAGUACCACAUAA
This is a messenger RNA of Ctenocephalides felis (cat flea), 510 nucleotides long. RefSeq lists its product as uncharacterized. The transcript has 3 exons. The record is from RefSeq and is a predicted model, not a curated record. The coding region runs from base 1 to 510 and encodes 169 amino acids. Lineage: Eukaryota; Metazoa; Arthropoda; Insecta; Siphonaptera; Pulicidae.